CUCUCUCUCUCUCUCACGCAGUCUCUUGCUUGCUUACGUAUACGUAACAUAUUACGUAGCAGACCUGUGGACGCGCUUCUCGGGUUCUCGCUCUCCCACUCUCCCGCUCUCUUCUGUUCUGUUUUGGUUACCCCUUUUGGCGCUACCUUACCUUAUUUGCCGACAUGACUGCGUUGACAUUGCUACGUCGAUCUCUUACGGCGGUCAGCUGCGCUGCUAACGCCCCCGCUCAUUUGUCCAAUUGGCGGUUUCUGCCGCCGCUUCAAAGGCGCCAAUUGCAUUGGCCCACUUGUGGGCGACCUGCUGCACUUUUGGCCAGCAAAACAACAGCAACACAGGCAGCAGCAGCUGCGCAGGCGCCAAACGCGCAUGCUAAUGCCAGCGACUUUUCCUCUACGAUCCGCACCAUGUCCUCCGCUGCUCCGAAACUUGUGGCCGUUGCCGAGUCGCGUCGCUUCAUGAUCGACUGCUUCAAGGCCGUAAAGGUGCCCCAGGCCCAUGCCGAGGCCCAGGCGGAUCUCCUGGUGGCCGCCGAUCACCGAGGACACUUCAGCCACGGCAUGAACCGCCUGGAGAUGUACAUCAACGAUCUGGCCAUUAACUCCACGGAUGGUGGAGCUGUGCCCAAGAUCCUGAAGGAAACCCCGGCCACCGCCUGGGUGGAUGGUUUGAAUGGAUUGGGCGCCGUGGUGGGCAACUACUGCAUGGAUCUGGCCAUUAAGAAGGCCAAAACUGUGGGCGUUGGCUGGGUGUGUGCCAAGGGAUCGAACCACUAUGGCAUGGCUGGUUGGUAUGCCAUCAGGGCCAUGGAGCAGGGUCUGGUGGGCAUGUCCAUGACGAACACCUCGCCCCUGAUGGCGCCCACGCGCGCCAAGGAGGCUGCCCUGGGCACCAACCCUCUGUCCUUGGGCGCCAAUGCCACCAAUGGCGAUAAGUUCCUCCUGGACAUGGCCACCACCGCCGUGGCUGUGGGCAAAAUCGAGAUCCAGCGCAGGAAGGGAGCUCCCCUGCCCGAUGGCUGGGCCCAGGAUCCCAAUGGAGCGGUGACCAACGAUGCGGAGCUGGGCUUCAGCACUGGCUGCCUAAUGCCCCUGGGCGGAUCCGAGCUGACCUCGGGCUACAAGGGCUAUGGCCUCGGCGCCAUGGUGGACAUCCUGUCGGGCGUUAUGUCCGGCGCCAACUACUCCACCCAGGUGAGGAAGUGGACCCACGCUGGUGCCGAUUCCGCCGCCGAUCUCGGCCAGGUCUUCAUCGCCGUGGAUCCCAACUGCUUUGCCCCCAACUUCGAGGAGCGCAUGACUGACUUCAACUCCCGCCUGAGGGGCACUACGCCGACCGAUCCCAGCAAGCCCGUCUUGUUGGCUGGAGACAAGGAGCGAAACGGAAUGGCUGACGUCGAUGCUGCCGGCGGUAUCCAGUACCUGGAGAAUCAGCUCAAUACCUGUGCCAACCUGGCCGAAAAACUUAAUAUCAAGCCCCUGAGCUUUGUCUAAACUCGAAAAUUCUGGAUUUAAAAUAGGGAGCCAAGCUCACCCGAUGCCAUAUGCUGGAGAAGCCUCUGCAUUUCGACGGACCAAAGCACUAUGUUACUUUACACUGCAAGAAAUAUUGAUAUUCGCAACAGCUUGAUUUGCGCGGGUGCUCAUUUAUAGUUUGUUACAUAUCCCCGUGCACUUAAAAAAUAUUUCUAGUUUUCUAGAAGGCUGUCCUAGCUCUUAAAUACAGAUGUUAAUUUGUUUUCGUACAUUUUAAAAUCGAAUUAUCAAAAAACAUUUUUUACGAUCUAUGGCAUUCUUCUAGUAAAUUAGCAAUAUAAAGUAGAGUAAAGACUUGCAGCUUGCACUUUUAUUAUAAGUAAAGGGACGUCUAAAUUUCUUUUUAGAAAACUAUUUGUUGUACAAUAUAUCGCUUUUGACACUUAAAGAUAUCCAAGUUGUGUUCAGCAAUUACGUAAUUAUUAAAAUGAUAAAUGCUCGAUGAUAAA
Molecule: messenger RNA, 1984 nt
Organism: Drosophila subpulchrella
Lineage: Eukaryota; Metazoa; Arthropoda; Insecta; Diptera; Drosophilidae
Exons: 3
Coding region: 165-1493 (442 amino acids)
Molecular function (GO): oxidoreductase activity
Source: RefSeq, a predicted model, not a curated record